AGGCAUACAAUUCAUAAAACACCCACUGACACCGCCACCAGUCUAGACCACCUCAACUCCGGCAGGACCAGGAUCGAGUGGCUCAGCCAGCUCAACACUGAGUACACACCUGCACGGGAGUACCGAAGAACCUCCAUCAUCUGCACCAUCGGUCCCAAGACAAACUCCGCCGAGAAGAUCAACGCCCUCCGCAAAGUUGGUCUCAAUGUCGUUCGCAUGAACUUCUCCCACGGCUCCUACGAGUACCACCAGUCCGUCAUCGACAACGCGCGCGAGGCCGAGAGAACACAACCCGGCAGGCCUGUGGCUAUUGCCCUCGACACCAAGGGCCCCGAGAUCCGAACUGGUAACACAGUCGGAGAUGCCGAUAUUCCCAUCAAGGCUGGCUCCAUCAUCAACAUCACCACUGAUGAGCAAUAUGCCACUGCUUGCGACGACAAGAACAUGUACGUCGACUACAAGAACAUUACCAAGGUCAUCGCACCUGGCCGCACAAUCUACGUCGACGACGGUGUCCUCUCAUUUGAGGUCAUUGAGGUCACAGACGACAAGACACUCAAGUGCAAGUGCGUCAACAACGGCAAGAUCUCGUCCAGGAAGGGUGUAAACCUGCCCAAGACCGACAUUGACCUUCCCCCGCUAUCUGAGAAGGACAAGGCCGAUCUCAAGUUCGGUGUCAAGAACAAGGUCGACAUGGUCUUCGCCUCGUUCAUCCGCCGUGGAAGCGACAUCACUGCUAUCCGCGAGGUGCUCGGCGAGGAGGGCAAGGACAUCCAGAUCAUUGCCAAGGUUGAGAACCAGCAAGGUGUAAACAACUUCGACGAGAUUCUGAGGGAGACUGACGGUGUCAUGGUCGCUCGUGGUGACCUUGGUAUCGAGAUCCCACCCAGCCAGGUCUUCAUCGCUCAGAAGAUGAUGAUCACCAAGUGCAACAUUGCCGGCAAGCCCGUCAUUUGCGCAACUCAGAUGCUCGAGUCCAUGACCUACAACCCACGUCCAACCCGCGCUGAAGUCAGCGACGUCGGUAACGCUGUUCUCGACGGUGCUGACUGUGUCAUGUUGUCUGGAGAGACAGCAAAGGGUGACUACCCCGUAGAGGCUGUCACCAUGAUGCACGAGACUUGCCUGCUCGCAGAGGUCGCUAUCCCAUACGUCAACGCUUUUGACGAGCUAAGGAAGCUGGCUCCCGUCCCAUGCCCUACCACUGAGACGUGCGCUAUGGCAGCUGUCAGUGCCAGUCUCGAGCAGAACGCCGGUGCCAUCUUGGUCCUGACAACAAGUGGUACCACCGCCCGCCUUGUCUCCAAGUACCGCCCCGUUUGCCCCAUCAUCAUGGUUACCCGCAACGAGAUGGCCGCUAGGUAUUCCCACUUGUACCGCGGCGUAUAUCCAUUUUACUUCCCUGAGGCGAAGCCAGACUUCAAGACUGAACCAUGGCAGGAGGAUGUUGACCGCCGUUUGAAGUGGGGAAUCAUGAACGCCAUCAAGCUCGGUGUUCUCAACAAGGGCGAUCCAGUCAUUUGCGUACAAGGCUGGAGAGGAGUAAAUCACGAUGGGGAAGCAUCGGUGCUACCGCGCCGUUCACUCUCCAAUCCCCAAUCACUCUUCUCAUCCUCCCCCGUCACUCCCGCCGCAAAGAUACCGACGCCUAAACCCAGCCAGAAGCAGAUGUCGCUCAAGCGGAAGCGCCAUGACCCCAAGCCGAUAUGGGCCUAUCGUGAAGGCGAAGAACUCCCGCCUGAGCUCAAGCAGCUGCAAGAGCAACAACGCCAACAAUCACGUCCGCCUCCACCUGUCAUAGCCCAGCCGCAGCCGCAUGCGCAAGCUAUACCGUCGCAUCACCCGCCGCCUCGACCUCAACCUUCACCCAACGCCGAGCGCAACGGACACGCGCCGAGCGAAACCGGCGCGCCUCCCCCAGCAGUCGGUGUUCCCGGACUCACAGGCUUCGAGCGACCCAUCUCAGACGAUGCGCAAAUCUACGAUGACGUCUCGCGCAACGUAUGCGACUUCAUAUGGAACACGGCUGUCAACAACGAAACAGUGCGCAACGCCAUCGUGGAUCCAAAGGUGCAGCUCGAGGUCGAAGCACGCUGGGGUCAGAUCCUAGAGAAAACGACGAACCAGCGAAUACGCGGCUUCUGGCGCACCGAAACCGUCAUAAACACCGAGAUGCUAGAAGUCAAGUUCGAGAGCACUAUGACUGUUCAACAACAUAAGCGUAUGAACAUGUACCUCAACACGCAGGUCCAACAUUCCAAGACAUCUGGAAGUCCACGUCCCACGAUCGACUAUAGACAUACCUACGAGACGGACAUUUUUUAUGAGCUCGACCAGGACGGCUUUUCCAAGUUGAACCCUAUAGUCCAGCGCCUCAUUAGCGCAUCUGGAAGCCGGCAGAAAGUCCGUGUGACGCGCGAUAUGAAGACGGGCGAGUUCCUACGAGCCAUCAUAAAACACCGAAUAGGCAACCUCGAAGUCAGCUCUCCCAAGACGGAGUGGGACUACCGCAUCGGCAUCAACCUCGAAAUCGACUUUCCGGGUCCAAUCGAGAGCCUCAAGCCCGCUCUGGAAGGAGGAAAGACACUGGAGAGUAUGCAGCGGCAAAAGGAUCGCAUGUCGUACUCGUGGCUGGGCGCGUACCAAGUCGAUCUGACCCAGGUCACGCAGGGAACCAGCAAGAACCACGAGCUAGAGCUCGAACUGGACUCUGGUAUUCUCAUCGCAGAGGCGGACAAAGUGAGGCGGAAGGAGGUGACCAAGUUUGAGAGCUUGAUCAACGGUAUGAUGAAUAAUCUGCGGGUUCUGUCGCGUGAAAUCACGCCUCCUGUUCCCGCCCGCAGGCGCCACAGCGCAGCUCUAUACGCUUCUACCCACUUCCGCAGCAACAGCUCCCACUCUCACCAUAACCGCCGACGGCCAUUCAACAACACCAGGCCACACGUCGCCCCCGCCAGAAACAACACAAUGGUUGGCCUCACGUCCGCCGCCGGUGUCGUCGGCUUCCUCUCGGAGCCAGACCCGGCCCUGCGCUCAUUCGCCCUCCAGCGGCUGAACGAGGAGAUUGACCUGCUGUGGCCAGAGGUCGCGGGCUCUGUCAGUCAGAUUGAGGCUCUCUACGAAGACGACUCGUUUCCCGAGCGAGAGCUUGCCGCUCUAGUAGCCGCAAAGGUGUACUACCAGCUGCAAGAGUACAAUGAGAGCAUGGUCUUCGCACUGGGUGCCGGCAAGCUCUUCGAUAUCCACAAGGCCGCCGAGUUCGAGGAGACAAUACUGGCAAAGUGCUUAGAUACCUACAUCGCGCUGUCUGUCAUGCACAACCCACCUACACCGGUCAGCAAGGCGAGCCAGGCCCCGCUGCAACUCAGCACAUCGUUCUCUGCGAGUGCAGCAGGAGGUGCCAGCACUUCAGCUAGUCUGGCCUCUCCGAUAACGCCCUUCUCACAGUCCGCGCUACCCUCCAAGUCACUUCUCUCUAGGGAAGAUUCGUCGACAUUCGAUCCUACUCUCCCAGGAGGAGGUAAUGCUGGCGUACCUGGAGCACAUCCCACCCCGAUGGUGUUACAGCGAAAUGUCCAGAAGAACCUCCACGACACUGUGCGACGAAUAUUCGAGAGCUGCUACCAAAGCGGCAACUACAAGCAGGUCGUAGGAAUCGCCAUUGAGGCACGGAAUCUUGAAGUUUUGAAGGAGUCAAUCAUCCGCGCGAGCCAAGAUGGAAAGAAGCAGGGCAAGAAGCCUGCACAGCCUUCUGCACAGAGCGAGGAUUUGAUGGAAUACGUCCUGGACAUCUGCAUGAAUGUGGUGCAAGAGCGAGGCCUGAGGAACGAGAUUCUCCGCCUGAUCUUGGAUCUCCUCAACGAUCACCAAAUCCCGAAUCCCGAUUACUUCUCUAUUGCCAAAUGUGUAGUGUACCUCAACCAGCACUCACUCGCUUCAAAGCUCAUCCGACAGCUGAUCGAGCGCGGCGACGACAAGUCUCGCGCAGUCGCAUACCAGAUCUCGUUCGACCUGUACGAGAAUGGCACACAAGAGUUCCUCACAAAGGUCAUGGAGGAGCUGCCAGAAGCCGAGAACGAGGAGCAAAAACCUACGGAAGCAGGCAAAUCAGACUCUCUGCUCGCAGACGUGGACACUAGCAACUCGAAGGGCGACCAGCCGAGUGAAGAUCAGAUCAAGGUCUUCAACAAUGUUCGCUACAUCCUUCGCGGAACCAAGAGCAUUGAACUGAACCUUGAAUUCCUUUACAGAAACAACCGUACAGACAAAGCCGUGCUGAACAAGGUCCGCGACAGCUUGGAGGCCAGGAACUCCAUAUUCCAUUCCAGUGUCACAUUUGCGAACGCCUUCAUGAAUGCUGGCACUACUAAUGACACAUUCUUCCGCGAGAACCUGGAAUGGUUAGGAAAGGCAGUGAACUGGUCCAAGUUCUCCGCAACCGCUGCUCUGGGUGUCAUCCACCGCGGCAACAUCACACAAGGCCAGAAGCUUCUUGAGCCUUAUCUUCCCAAGGACAGCGUUUCGUCAGGCUCUCAUUAUGAGCAGGGUGGAUCAUUGUACGCUCUUGGUUUGAUCUACGCCAAUCACGGAAGCAAUGUUCUUGAUCUGCUACUCAAGCAGUUCCAGAAUGCAUCUGAGGAGGUCAUCCAGCAUGGCGGUGCGCUCGGUCUUGGUGUCGCUGGUAUGGCCACUGGCUCCGAGGAGAUCUUCGAGGCGUUCAAGAACGUUCUAUACACAGACUCGGCCAUCAACGGUGAGGCUGUCGGUCUCUCAAUGGGUCUCGUCAUGCUCGGCACUGGUAACAUCAAGGCACUCGAAGACAUGAUCCAGUAUGCGCAUGACACCCAACACGAGAAGAUUGUUCGUGGUCUUGCCAUGGGUAUGGCACUUAUCAUGUACGGUCGACAAGAGGCUGCCGAUGAGCUCAUCAACGGGCUCCUUGACGACCCAGACCCGACUCUGCGCUACGGAGGUAUCAUGACCAUCGCUUUGGCGUACUGUGGUACAGGUAGCAACAAGGCCGUCCGGAGGUUACUCCACGUUGCGGUUAGUGAUGUAAGCGACGACGUACGAAGAGUUGCAGUCAUGAGCUUGGGCUUCAUCCUCUUCAGGAAGCCAGGCAGUGUACCCCGCAUGGUCGAGCUUCUCGCAGAGUCGUACAACCCACAUGUGCGCUACGGAGCCACCAUGGCUCUUGGUAUUGCAUGUGCCGGAACUGGCCUUCCCGAGGCUGUAGAUCUGUUGGAGCCCAUGAUGAAGGACUCAACCGACUUCGUCCGACAAGGCGCUUUGAUUGCGUUGGCCAUGAUCAUGGUGCAACAAAAUGAGGCGAUGAACCCCAAGGUAGCGUCUAUCCGAAAGCAGCUUGCCAAGGUUGUCAGCGACCGCCAUGAGGAUGCUUUGGCCAAGUUGGGUGCUGCUCUAGCUAUCGGUAUCAUUGACGCUGGAGGCCGGAAUUGCACAAUCGGCCUGCAGACGCCGACUGGUAACUUGAACAUGGCCGCUAUUGUCGGCAUGGCUGUCUUCACGCAGUACUGGUACUGGUUCCCUUUGACUCACUUCUUGUCAUUGAGCUUCACAUCUACUGCAGUCAUUGGUCUAGACCAGGAGCUGGAGAUUCCGUCGUUCAAGUUCCACAGCAACACGAGGCCAAGCACGUUCGAUUACCCACCAGAUGCAGAGGUCAAGGCUGAAGAGGCGCCCGAGAAGAUCAAGACCGCCGUUUUGUCCACAACCGCUCAAGAUAAGCGACGACGAAUGGUGAAGGAGCGCCAAAAGCGGAGGGAAAGCAUGGACGUGGAUCAUACUCCUACCACACCUAAGCCUGCAGACGACGAUAAGAUGGACGUCGACGAGGAUCCUAAGAAGGAAGAUGGUGAGAAGGCCGAUGGUACCCAAUCCGUGGAGCCAGCGAAGAAGAAGGAGAAGGAGAAGGUUGGCUAUGAACUGGAGAACAUGUCGCGUGUACUGCCGCCACAAGUGAAGUACAUCAGCUUCCCAAGCGAACGAUAUGUACCAGUGAAGAAGCCAACUCUCGGUGUCAUUCUUCUCACAGACACCAAGCCUUCAGAACCAAAGACGCUCCUGGAGCUCAAGGUAAAGAAGGCCGUGCCUGCCCCUGCCCCUGGCGCGUCGGGUUCCUCGGGAGAUCAAGGUCCAGAAGGCGUAUCAGUAACAACUGCUGCAGCGCCGGUCAGCGACAACAUGGUGGAUGAGGGUGAGGCCGAAGCGUCGACGCCGGGUGAGUUUGUCUACGAAUCGGACACGAACCCAGACGACGACGAAUAG
This is a messenger RNA of Alternaria burnsii, 6288 nucleotides long. RefSeq names its product 26s proteasome regulatory subunit rpn2. Gene Ontology annotation, molecular function: magnesium ion binding; polynucleotide 5'-phosphatase activity; pyruvate kinase activity. NCBI's taxonomy places the organism in Eukaryota, Fungi, Ascomycota, Dothideomycetes, Pleosporales, Pleosporaceae. The transcript has 8 exons. Gene Ontology annotation, cellular component: proteasome storage granule; nucleus; proteasome regulatory particle, base subcomplex. The annotation marks the transcript as partial. The record is from RefSeq and is a predicted model, not a curated record. Gene Ontology annotation, biological process: glycolytic process; proteasome-mediated ubiquitin-dependent protein catabolic process.